AUGAGCUCCUCUCUGCCGAAAAGCGAACCCGCCGCUUCGCUGUCGAGGUCAUCGGCGGCAACUCGCAGAUCCGCGCAUCCGGAGCAAGGGGCGCUUGGUCACCGGAGUCACCGCGGUCACCGCCAUCCUAGCGGAGUACCGGAGGAUGCGGGAUGGACACAAGACCGCGAGGCUAGCGCGCGCAGACCUCUCUGUCAACCGAGACACACCGGCGGCGACCCGCGGGUCCAGACAAGCCAGUCCUACCGGCAAAGCAGCCCCCAGGAUGGCGGCUACGGCCAAGAGGACGCGAGGCACAGGAGUCAGAAAGAGCGCAGCAAGUCUUCCAGGUCCAGACACUCGCACCACCACCACCACCACGACACCUCCAGAGACGAGCCGCCUCCGGCACACCACCCGGCUGGCUCUCGCCCGGACGGACGAACCUCGUCCAUUUCAUCGUGUCCAAGCCACCCGGAUCCCGCUGCUUUCUUCUUCGAGUCCAAGGAGAGAAUGAAUACGGGGUCAUCGGCCAGCCUCAACUCUGACCUACCUGCGACGGGAGCACCUGCUCCGUCCUCGUCCAGCCGCACCAGCAAAAGACUAAGCACAACCUCGUCUGAAUACGAAUCCAGGCUGCACCCUAUAGUGAAGUCCGUUUUUGGACAGGAUCGAGAGUUGAGGCCGGAAGAAAUGGAUGAGUUACGUGAGGCUUUUAGGGAAUUUGAUAAAGACAAAGACGGCUUCAUCGGCUGCAAAGACCUGGGCAACUGCAUGAGAACGAUGGGCUACAUGCCCACCGAGAUGGAGCUAAUAGAGCUGAGCCAGCAGAUCAACAUGAACUUGGGAGGACAUGUGGACUUCGAGGAUUUCGUUGAGCUGAUGGGGCCCAAACUGCUGGCUGAAACUGCAGAUAUGAUUGGGGUAAAGGAGUUGAGGGAUGCUUUCAAAGAGUUUGAUACAAAUGGAGAUGGCCAAAUCAGCACUGCAGAGCUCAGAGAGGCAAUGAAAAAGCUUUUAGGUCAACAGGUGGGCCACCGAGAUCUGGAGGAUAUUCUGCGAGACAUUGACCUCAAUGGUGAUGGACACGUAGACUUUGAAGAAUUUGUGCGGAUGAUGUCACGGUGA
Molecule: messenger RNA, 1107 nt
Organism: Lampris incognitus (smalleye Pacific opah)
Lineage: Eukaryota; Metazoa; Chordata; Actinopteri; Lampriformes; Lampridae
Gene: cabp1b
Product: calcium binding protein 1b
Exons: 7
Coding region: 1-1107 (368 amino acids)
Molecular function (GO): calcium ion binding
Source: RefSeq, a predicted model, not a curated record